AUGCAGCAAUUGGAGACGCAUCAAUUAAAUAUGGCAGGGAGAAAUUUUGUUGGGGAAGAUUUUGUUUUGCGAAAACGGGACAGUCAAUUGGUUUUUGCGACGGUGCACGCAAAUAAAGAGGAGUUAACUGAGGAAUUGGCCGCUGCUAUGCAACGACUCUGGGCCGAUGAAGGAGUUCGAGAAUGCUAUCGGCGUAGUAAUGAAUAUCAAAUAGACGACAGUGCUAAAUACGAUAAUUUUCUGGACAAUUUACCUCGACUUUCAUCGUUAAAUUAUAUACCAAGUGAGCAAGAUUUGUUGCGAACACGAAUCAAAACCACUGGUAUCACAGAGGUGCUGUUUGAGCUGAAAGGAUUGACAUUUAGGUGAGA
This is a messenger RNA of Strongylus vulgaris, 371 nucleotides long. The record is from the annotation of a GenBank genome assembly. NCBI's taxonomy places the organism in Eukaryota, Metazoa, Nematoda, Chromadorea, Rhabditida, Strongylidae.